GAGAGGCAGCGGUAAACCAUCUUCAUCUCAACAUGAACGUCCAUCACACGUUGAUCUGCUUCUUCUUCCUCUCUCUGCAGGAUGGAAGCCCAAUCGAUGUCUACUUGCAAACUGAAGGAGGAGAUAUCGGAGUUUAUUGCUACUCCCCUUUGGAUGGAAACACAACGUUCUUCUGUAAGAAUGAAUGUAAAGACAAAGGAGACCUUCUCAUUGAAACACGUAAUGACACGGCUCAGAGCGGCAGAUAUGGGAUGGACUAUGAAACACUAAUAGCAAACACUUAUCUUACCGUCAGCAUCUCCCAGCUGACCAAGUCUGACUCUGGGCGGUACAGGUGUGGUCUGAACAGGUCUCUGUCUUCAGAUUCAUACAGCGACUUUGAAGUCAUUGUUGUAGAUGCACUGCUGGCAAGAAAUCCUCCUGAAGUAAAAACCUUCUAUAAGACCACUGGAGAUAACAUCAUCGUGUCAUGCUUCUUUUCUGUCUCUGGAAGCAGGAUGUACUUCUGUAGGGAAGAAUGUGAAGACAAAGACAUUCUGGUUCAAACUACUAAUGUCAGCGUUCAGAGUGACAGAUACAGCGUCAGAUAUGUAGGAGGAUUUGUGUCUGGAGGAUAUCUGUAUGUGAAGAUCUCCCAGCUGACCAGGGCUGACUCAGGACUCUACAGGUGUGGUCUGAACACAUCUUUCUCUCCGGAUCCUUACCAAGAGUUUAGGAUCGUUAUCACAGAUGGUGAGAUUCAAGGUGUGCUGUUGUAUUUGGUCGUGAUUCUUCUCAUCAUUGUCAUCAUCUGUCUGCUGGCGCUGACGAUCGUCUGUAUUCGGAGGAAGCACAAGCCCAACGGUACCACUGGAGGACAGUCAGAUGCCAGGAACUUGAAGGUUGCCCCAGAUUUCUCUAAAGGGAACGGUAAUCCAGUCUUCAACAUGGAAGACUCCACCUACAUGAACAUCGAUGCAGCCAGCAGAGAUAAGGACCAAAGAUACGCUACAAUUUCAAAAAAACAACACCCAUGAGCUGGACCGUAGGGCUAGUUAUCACUGAUUUCCUGAAUCGUUUCGAUUCCAAUUCUCUGCGUCCCGAUUGGAUCACAUUUCUGAUUGGAUAUCAGUUAGGUUAGGGAAUUUCAGUUCCAAUCCCAGUUUAUCUGGAUAUAAAAGAGAUUCUCAAACAACUUCUGCUGUAAAUUGUACAAGCAAGAAGCAACUCAAAUAUAUUUUAUAAU
Messenger RNA from Sander lucioperca (pikeperch), 1225 nucleotides. Its product is annotated as polymeric immunoglobulin receptor-like. Lineage: Eukaryota; Metazoa; Chordata; Actinopteri; Perciformes; Percidae. Bases 33 to 1016 code for a protein of 327 amino acids. The transcript has 6 exons. The record is from RefSeq and is a predicted model, not a curated record.